This is a messenger RNA of Monopterus albus (swamp eel), 1799 nucleotides long. RefSeq names its product insulin-like growth factor-binding protein 3. Gene Ontology annotation, cellular component: extracellular region. Gene Ontology annotation, molecular function: insulin-like growth factor II binding; insulin-like growth factor I binding; fibronectin binding. The transcript is spliced from 4 exons. The record is from RefSeq and is a predicted model, not a curated record. Gene Ontology annotation, biological process: regulation of insulin-like growth factor receptor signaling pathway. Bases 49 to 936 code for a protein of 295 amino acids. NCBI's taxonomy places the organism in Eukaryota, Metazoa, Chordata, Actinopteri, Synbranchiformes, Synbranchidae.
AAAGGAAAGCCACUACGGUGUAACCGUGAGCUUCGUCUUUGACUCCAUAUGCCAUCAGACGCCACAAUGGAUUCCUGUUUUCGCACACUUUGCAUGACUUUUGUCCUGGCCUCGUUUAGCCGGAGGUCAGGUGCGGUCGGACCGAUUAUCAGAUGCGAGCCAUGUGAUGCUGGAGCGCAACUUUUGUGCAAACCUUUACCCAAGGUCUGCGCCGAGAGAGUCCAGGAACCGGGCUGCGGCUGCUGCAUGACUUGCGCCCUGAGCAUCGGCCAGCCUUGCGGCGUGUACACCGGAAGAUGUGGCUUCGGACUGACUUGUCGGCAUCAGCCCGGUGAGACGAAACCUCUGCAGGCUUUGCUGGAGGGGCGAGGGAUUUGUGGAAACGCUACUAGCAAAAGACUAACCGUCAGAACAACUCCUCCAGUCAAUGAGCUGCCAGCAGAGAAUAGUGACACUCAGGGCGAGGAGCGCAAUUCCACUGGCUCAGAUCUUCAGCCCUUAUACAGCUUUCACAGACCCACGGAACCCCUGAAACUUCCGCUUCACCCCUUUUUCCCCUCUACCAAGUCAGAAGUCCUGAGGCGUGAGGAGCAGAAGAAAACCCAGAGCUUUAAAAUGGAGCAUCUCCCGGGACCACUCAUCACAGACCAACAAAACUUCUCUCUAGAGACCAAACAGGAGCCUGAGUAUGGUCCCUGUCGGAGAGAGAUCGAGAGCAUUCUCAGCAGCCUGAAGAUUACACACAUUCUCAACCCCAGAGGCUUUCGCAUACCAAACUGUGACAAGAAGGGCUUCUAUAAGAAAAAGCAGUGCCGUCCAUCCAGAGGCAGAAAGCGAGGUUUCUGUUGGUGUGUGGACAAAUAUGGGCAGCCUUUGCCAGCCUUUGAUGGUAAGGAGCGAAAAGACACACAGCUCUAUAACUCCAAGAGCCAAUAGGAGCAGAGCAGAAAGGAGGGAGUGAGGGUGGGUAGGAGUGGGAGCAAGAAGAACUGUAAACAAAUGGAGACACUGAGGAUAUUGGGAAAGAGGUCAAGAGAUGGCUCAGCCGAUAUAUGGAUGUUUGCUAUUUCUAUCGGUUGCCUGUGGGACCUUUUUCUGAGGCAGGGCAAGGGGAACAGAGGAGGACUACCAGGAAGAAAAAGCAUCCAUGUUACAGAUACAGUCUGUAGUUUCCUGCAGCAGAUGGAUUCUUUAUAUGUGUUUGUCUCUGAUGCAGUCUGGACAGCUAGUAAGAAAAGAAUACAUUGAAAGAAUUUAUCUCUGAGGCCCUGUUCUGAUUCUUAAACCCAGAGACAUUUGUACCUGUCAGAGUUCUCUUCAUUUACGCACAAAUAAGUGGCAUUGCACAUGUAUAUAUGCUUGUGAUGUGUAAUCAUAAAUUGUAUACCUAUGAUUUGUUACAUAGAUGUAUGUCAUGACACCCAUAAAUGUAAUUUUUGACUAUGGCUCAGAGUAAGCAUGCAGUGCUUUACUAUGAAUUCUGUUUUUUUUGUUGUUGUUGUUGUUGUUGUUUUGUUUUGUUUUUCCCAGAUUGCUUCCUGCUCCUUAGGAAGUUAGGUACAGCUGUGCAGUUCAUACAGGACAGUGCAUAUAAUGUUUUUUAUGCCACAGAAAUAAAGAGGGCCAUUUUAUUUUAUCUGUAUUGUGGUUGUUCAUGUUCCUUUGCCACUUCUGUUUGCAUAAGCUGAAUUUUUGGGCCACACCAUUAUCUCUGGCUUCUGUCUAGCCAGUGUUCAAUUUUAAUGACUUGCCUUGCAAAAAUGCUGUUUGCAUGUACAAUGCAAUCCUCAGAGGUAUAU